CUAAACUGUCCAAGAACACAGAAGAGGCAGCAUGUUAAAACACAGAGUCGUUUUUCUAACAAAACAAAAAGAAAAUUUAAUUUUCCUGUAGCGGAUCUGAGAGUAAAACGAAUCUAAAAUGCCCUUACCAUUCGUUGGUCUUCUUGUGGGUGUUAAAGUCACGACGGCUGUCAGAAGACUUUUUGAACAUUUCUUUCCUCCUGCAGACCACAAAAAACCACCAGGUAGAAAACGCAGAGAUGAAAGUCAAGAGUCACCAAAAGCUGCCAGUCUGUCUGCAGCUCUGGACAUUAACCCAGAACGUGAAGUAAAUAAACCUGGCAAGACAGAAGAAGAAGAAAACUGUACGUUUGUGGCUGUGGACUGUCCCGAGGACAAUGUCCUCGCAGCUGGAGACAAUGCACCAAGUCCAGUGGAGUCCUGUGAUCUCUCAGCAGUGACAGAUUCUUCACCAUUUGAAGACAUCUGUAUUUAUGCAAAUGGCCACACCUCUCAGGCAGACGAGGGGGUGUUUGCCCCUGCAGCUGUGGACAUCACACCACCAAGAGUGGACUUUCUUCAUCCUGUAGCUGAGACAGAUAAUCUACCACUAACAAAUAUCUGUGGUUUCACCAAUGUGGACAGUCCCCAAGACCAAGUGAAGGCUGGUGGCCCUCUAACAGCAGCAGAGGUCAAUGUGUCUACGAAGGUGGAGAGCAGGGAAACUGGAGAGGAGACUGAGGUAAACAUAGCUGUAGUCAAUGGUCCAAGAUCAGAAGAAACAUCUGUGUCCACACUCGUGGUCAAAGACCAGCUACCAGAGAUGGUCAGUGAGGCCAACGUGGCUUCCUGUUCUCCUUCAGCUUUGGACAAUCAUUUUAUCCCGUAUUAUAAAGUCCUGUUGCGCAAAAAGGAGCAAAGUGCCAGACAGAAAGUGAGUAACACAAACAUGUUACAACUGUGCCAUCAGUAUCCUCCUGUAGCCAACUGUGAACAGAUGCCCGUGUUCACCAACCGCAUAGAGAAGAUAAUCAACCUGGAUGGAGUGAGGAACCUGAAGGUGUUAUCACUAGAGAGAAGCAACAUUAACAAUCUCUUUGGGCUGGACAUUCUAGGAGACACGUUAGAAGAGCUGUGGAUCUCUUUUAAUCAGAUCGAGACACUAUUGGGAAUCGAAUGUCUGAAGAACCUGAAGAUUCUCCACAUGUCCAAGAAUAUGGUAAAAGAGUGGGCGGAGUUUGAGAGGCUGGGUACUCUGCCACGUCUGACAGAGUUGGUGUUCAUUGGAAAUCCUCUGGAGGAGAAGCACUCGGCCGAAGGAACGUGGAUGGACCAGGUCUUUCAAAGGCUUCCAAAUCUACUUAGACUUGACGGAAGGUUUAGAUCAUUAGUACAAGUCAACGACCCCAGAUCAGAUGGGUCGCGUAUAUUUACAGCUGUGGACGAUGCUCUAGUUCUUGAGGAGGAAAGUGCACCUGAAGUCGAAAACGCCUCAGAUGAGGCUAGUUUCCCCCCAGCUGUAGGUAAAGAUCAUAAGACGGGGGGGUGUGGUGUUUCUUGGGUUGUGGACAACAUUCCAGAAGCAGCGCCCUUGUGUGGUGCUACAGCUUUGGACAACGUCUCGCCACUUGAGAUAGCAUUGGGAAAAUUGGAGAAGAAGAUAAGGCAGAAAGUGAGCAACGCAAAAGUCGUAAAACUGUGUAACCAGAAUCCCCCUGUGGUCAAGAUGAGCGACUGCCUCUCUACACUGACCAACUGUGAGACACUGUUUCUGUCCAAAAACUGCAUUGAGAAAAUCACAGGUCUGGAUGGACUGAGGAAGCUCAAAAUAUUGUCGUUAGAAAGAAAUAAAAUCAAAGAGCUCUCUGGUCUUGAAGCGGUUGCAGACACACUCGAAGAACUGUGGAUCUCCUUUAACUGGAUCGAGAGACUGGAGGGAAUCCAGUGCCUCAAACACCUGAAGGUCCUCCACAUGUCCAAAAACAUGGUCAAAGAAUGGGCAGAAUUUGAACGGUUAGCUGAACUGCCACGCCUCAGAGAGCUCGUGUUCGUGGGAAAUCCUCUGGAGAAAAGACACUCAGCCGAUGCAACCUGGAUAGGCCAGGUCUUCAAGAAGCUUCCUAAUCUGGUUAGACUGGACGGAAGGUUCCGGACAUUUUCACCAUUCAAUGUCGUGAGAUCAAAAAACACAUGCGUUCUUGCAGCGGGGGACAACGGCCAGGAACUUGACAAGUGUAGCCCCUAUUCACCUCACUGCGGUACUGUUCGCAAGAAGGUCAGUUACGCCAUGGCCGUACGCAAAACCCAGGAACGUAAAAAAGAAAGUGGUUCUGAAGUUGUGUCCAAAAUGUCCGGUAGUUUCAUGGUGGACAACUUGUCAGAAGCUGUUCCUCCAGCUGUUAACCACACUCCUGCAACUACGACCAGUGUCGCUGUAACUGUGGACAAAACCGUGGUUCAAGAAGACUCCAGUGUUACUGCAGCUACGGACAACAUCUUAGCUGCUCCGGAUCAGAAGUCCACUGUUCCACCAGUCGACACCAAAACUCCUGCAGCCACAGAUGUCAGCCUCACUACAGCUACAGUCAACAUGCCUGUAUCUGUGGACAAAGCUGAGCUAACAGAGGUGACCAAACCAGAGGUACCAGAGGAGGACGGUGUCUCUGCGGUCACGAUCCCUACAGCAGCGGACAUGCAGGAUCUCUCACUGACACCAAAGAAGGUCGGUGACUGUGCAGAGGCUGACGGUGCUUCAUCACCAGUGGAAACAUGGGAACUUGCACACAUGGACUCUGAGAGCGCACCACAGGCUGCCACUGCCUCUGCAACAGUAGAUGGCGCUCCAACACGUACGGAGGCCAUUGUCCUCGCAGAUCUAGAAGAUUCUCCAACAUCAAUGGACAAAUGGGAACUGGCGCGGACGGACACUGUCCACGCACCUGAGGAGGCCGUUGACCCUGCAGCUCUGGACAGUGAUCUAACACCUAUUACAAACAAUGGUGGGGCACAUACAAAGACCGAAGUGUCUGCAGCUGCAAAAGAUGCCAAAACAUCCGUGCCUUGCCAGGUCCCCCAACAAGGGACGCGGAAUAAACGGAAGGGGAGGAAGAAGAGGUCCAUACCGAAAGCUGUGUCUUAAAUGUCACUGGUAAACCUGACAAGUGGAUGGUUACUAUGGUGAUAUGCAAAGAUGAUGGCAACUACAUAACAGGAUGCAGAGGAUGCAGACUUCAGAGAUCUGCCAAUUGAUUUUUUU
Molecule: messenger RNA, 3235 nt
Organism: Cynoglossus semilaevis (tongue sole)
Lineage: Eukaryota; Metazoa; Chordata; Actinopteri; Pleuronectiformes; Cynoglossidae
Exons: 1
Coding region: 119-3118 (999 amino acids)
Biological process (GO): outer dynein arm assembly
Cellular component (GO): cytoplasm
Molecular function (GO): dynein heavy chain binding; alpha-tubulin binding
Source: RefSeq, a predicted model, not a curated record